Molecule: messenger RNA, 12618 nt
Organism: Coregonus sp. 'balchen'
Lineage: Eukaryota; Metazoa; Chordata; Actinopteri; Salmoniformes; Salmonidae
Source: the annotation of a GenBank genome assembly
AUGAGGCGUGGUCCUGGAGAUAACCAUGAUGACCAAGUCCUCAGGAAGGACACUAUGAUUAGGCUCCCCAGUUUCCUCCAUGGUGGAACUUCCAGCCUGGUGUCCACUCUCACCACCAUCGCCACCUUCCCCAUCUACAAGACUGUGUUCCGCCAGCAGCUUCACAGCACCGUAGUCAGACAGGCUAUAGGCCAACUCAGGGAGGAGGGUUUCCUGAAGCUCUACAGGGGGGUGGUGCCCCCUCUACUGAUGAGAACCCUGAACGGGGCGCUAAUUUUCGGGAUACAUGACACCUUCCUCCACUGUCUCUCCUCCUUCACCAACCCCUGCAGCGUCACCCCUCUCUCCGCGUUACCAGCUGUGGCCGGGCUCGGCACGGGCGUGGUGGAGGCCUUGGUGUUCACGCCAUUUGAGCGUGUGCAGAAUGUGUUGCAGAACGGGGGCAAUGACCGCAGCCUGCCCACGCUGAAGAGCGUGCUGGCCCGUCUGGGGGCAGAGAGGCUGGGGAUGGGGUACUACAGAGCCUUCAUCCCCAUACUGGCCCGUAACACCCUGGGAAGCUGCAUCUACUUCGGCCUGAAGGACCCCUUCAGUGCUGCUCUGAGGGAGAAGGGGCUUCCUCCUAUGGCCUCAUCCUUCCUGUCAGGAAUGGUGAUCAGCUCCAUGGUGAUCAACCUGCCCCUGUAUCCUCUGUCUGUGCUGGUGGUCAACAUGCAGGCUGAGGUGGUGGGUGAGGCAGCGGGGGUGAGGGGGAGCUGGAAGGCCCUGUGGGAAGGUCGGCUGAAGAGGAGCGUCCCCCUGCUGUACCGCGGAGGUUCCCUGGUUAUCCUCAGGGGCUGUAUCAGCUGGGGAAUCACCACAGCCAUCUAUGACCAGCUGCAGAGACGCUCCGCACACUGAAACACGACACCUCAUUGCUCCAUUCCAGACAAGGUCUGCGUCACAAAUGGCACCCAAUUCCCUUUGUAGUGCACUACCUUUAGGGCCUUGGUCAAAAGUAGUGCAUUACAUAGGGAAUAGGGUGCAAUUUGGCAGGAAGAACCUCAUAGGGCGUAUGUCAAUAGUCUAAGGUGGCUCCUUUCUCCGGAUCGCUUUUCCUUAGUCUGCCCUGGUGUGAAACCUGAGUGGAGGAUGUGCAACCUGAUAGGGAUGCAUCAUAUUGCACACUUCCGCUAGAAAUUAUGAGCAGAUAAGUGAAGAUGAAAGGAGCUGAGGAGAGGAGGACAUUUUUGACUAUUGAAACGUGCCCUUGGUGAUGACUGCUGAUGUCCUAUGGGAGCUGUUCUGUUCAGGAAUGCAGCAUGUUCUCAAGAAUGGUACAGCAGCUGCAGCUGUGCACCUCUCUAUUAGUCAGGCCAUACACAUUUUAUUAAAUGUUUAAAAAGUGAACAGUAAAACUUUUAAUUUUACAGGUUUUUAUUUUAUUUGUAUGGCCUCAGUCAUCAAUAGUGUCUCUCUGCUAUCAGGUUUUUAUGAGCCAAAGAUUACUGUGCAAUGAUGUUCAAAGGUUCUAUUUCUUUCAGAUGCCUCACUGUUUCCUAUUUUUUAAAGUCAUGAAUGAUUCGAAGCCUAGGAGAUCCAUUUAUGUUCAAGGUGCUCUACCAAGGUUCGUCAAGAUGGACUUGAUAAUAUUUAAAUGAACAACUGCAUAUGAAUCAAAUAAGAUAUGUAUCACUCAGUAUAGGCUUACCUUUCUAUUGUCUUGUACUUGGAUAUCAUUACCAACUUCAGUUUCUCACAAAAUGGACUAUAAGGAUAUCAACUCUGAGAGGAAUACUUGAAUGAUAAUCUUUUGACAUCAGAGAACAUAUCCCAGACUCUGUACUACUAUACAAUGUUGCAUUAUGAUGUGUACUGAACAAAAAUAUAAACGCAACAUGCAACAAUUUCAACGAUUUUACUGAGUUACAGUUCAUAUAAAGAAAUCAGUCAAUUGAAGUAAAUAAAUUAGGCCCUAAUCUAUGAAUUUCACAUGAAUGGGCAGGGGCGCAGCAAUGGGAGGGCAUAGGUCCACCCACUGGGGAGCCAGGCCCACCCACUGGGGAGCCAGGCCCAGCCAGUCAGAAUGAAUUUUUCCCCACGAAAGGGCUUUAUUACAGACAGAAAUACUCCUCAGUCUGCGGUUGUGAGGCCGGUGGGAGCGCAGCAAUGGGAGGGCAUUAAAAAUUUCUUUUUUUAAAUUUAACCUUUCUUUAACCAGGUAAGCCAGUUGAGAACAAGUUCUCAUUUACAACUGCGACCUGGCCAAGAUAAAGCAAAGCAGUGCGACAAAAACAACAACACAGUGUUACAUAUGGGGUAAAACAAAACAUAAAGUCAAAAAUACAACAGAAAAUAUAUAUACAGUGUGUGCAAAUGUAGCAAGUAAUGGAGGUAAGGCAAUAAAUAGGCUAUUGUGCAAAAUAAUUACAAUUAGUAUUAACACUGGAAUGAUAGAUGUGCAAGAGAUGAUGUGCAAAUAGAGAUACUGGGGUGCAAAUGAGCAAAAUAAAUAACAAUAUGGGGAUGAGUUAGUUGGGUGGGCUAAUUUCAAAUGGGCUGUGUACAGGUAAGGUGCUCUGAAAACUGAUGCUUAAAGUUAGUGAGGGAGAUAAGAGUCUCCAGCUUCAGAGAUCUUUGCAAUUCAUUCCAGUCAUUGGCAGCAGAGAACCGGAAGGAAUGGCGGCCAAAGGAUGUGUUUGGCUUUGGGGAUGACCAGUGAGAUAUACCUGCUGGAGCGCAUACUACGGGUGGGUGUUGCUAUGGUGACCAGUGAGCUAAGAUAAGGCGGGGAUUUGCCUAGCAGUGAUUUAUAGAUGGCCUGGAGCCAGUGGGUUUGGCGACGAAUAUGUAGUGAGGACCAGCCAACAAGAGCGUACAGGUCACAGUGGUGGGUAGUAUAUGGGGCUUUGGUGACAAAACGGAUGGCACUGUGAUAGACUACAUCCAAUUUGCUGAGUAGAGUGUUGGAGGCUAUUUUGUAAAGUGACAUCGCCGAAGUCAAGGAUCGUAGGAUAGUCAGUUUUACGAGGGUAUGUUUGGCAGCAUGAGUGAAGGAGGCUUUAUUGCGAAAUAGGAAGCCGAUUCUAGAUUUAACUUUGGAUUGGAGAUUCUUAAUGUGAGUCUGGAAGGAGAGUUUACAGUCUAACCAGACACCUAGGUAUUUGUAGUUGUCCACAUACUCUAGGUCAGACCCGUCGAGAGUAGUGAUUCUAGUCAGGUGGGCGGGUGCCAGCAGCGUUCGAUUGAAGAGCAUGCAUUUAGUUUUACUAGUGUUUAAGAGCAGUUGGAGGCUACUGAAGGAGUGUUAUAUGGCAUUGAAGCUCGUUUGGAGGUUUGUUAACACAGUGUCCAAUGAAGGGCCAGAUGUAUACAAAAUGGUGUCGUCUGCGUAGAGGUGGAUCUGAGAGUCACCAGCAACAAGAGCGACAUCAUUGAUAUAUACGGAGAAAAUAGUCGGCCCAAGAAUUGAACCCUGUGGCACCCCCAUAGAGACUGCCAUAGGUCCAGACAACAGGCCCUCCGAUUUGACACGUUGAACUCUAUCUGAGAAGUAGUUGGUGAACCAGGCGAGGCAGUCAUUUGAGAAACCAAGGCUAUUUAGUCUGCCAAUAAGAAUGCGGUGGUUGACAGAGUCGAAAGCCUUGGCCAGGUCGAUGAAGACGGCUGCACAGUACUGUCUAUUAUCGAUCACGGUUAUAAUAUCGUUCAGGACCUUGAGCGUGGCUGAGGUGCACCCAUGACCAGCUCGGAAACCGGAUUGCAUAGCGAAGAAGGUACGGUGGGAUUCGAAAUGGUCGGUGAUCUGUUUGUUAACUUGGCUUCCAAAAACGUUCGAAAGGCAGGGCAGGAUGGAUAUAGGUCUGUAACAGUUUGGAUCUAGAGUGUCACCCCCUUUGAAGAGGGGGAUGACCGCUGCAGCUUUCCAAUCUCUGGGGAUCUCAGACGUUACGAAAGAGAGGUUGAACAGGCUAGUAAUAGGGGUUGCGACAAUUUCGGCGGCUAGUUUUAGAAAGAAAGGGUCCAGAUUGUCUAGCCCAGAUGAUUUGUAGGGGUCCAGAUUUUGCAGCUCUUUCAGAACAUCAGCUGUCUGAAUUUGUGUGAAGGAGAAGCGGGGGGGGCAUGGACAAGUUGCAGCGGAGGGUGCAGAGCUGGUGUCCGGGGUAGUGGUAGCCAGGUGGAAAGCAUGGCCAGCCGUAGCAAGCAAAAUACUUGUUGAAAUUCUCGAUUAUUGUAGAUUUAUCGGUGGUGAUAGUGUUUCCUAGCCUCAGUGCAGUGGGCAGCUGGGAGGAGGUGCUCUUAUUCUCCAUGGACUUUACAGUGUCCCAAAACUGUUUGAAGUUAGUGCUACAGGAUGCAAAUUUCUGUUUGAAAAAGUUAGCCUUUGCUUUCCUAACUGCUUGUGUAUAUUGGUUCUUAACUUCCCUGAAAAGUUGCAUAUCGCGGGGGCUAUUUGAUGCUAAUGCAGUACGCCACAUGAUGUUUUUGUGCUGGUCAAGGGCAGUCAAGUCUGAGGAGAACCAGGGGCUAUAUCUGUUCUUAGUCUGUAUUUUUGAAUGGGGCAUGUUAUUUAAGAUUGAGAGGAAUAUUUUUAAGAACAACCAGGCAUCCCCUACUGACAGAAUUAGAUCUAUAUCCAUCCAGGAUACCUGGGCCAGGUCAGUUGGGAAGUCCUGCUCGCUAAAGUAUUUUAGGGAGCGUUUGACAGGUGAUGAGGGGUGGUCGUUUGACCCGACCGUUACGGACGCAGGCAAUAAGGCAGUGAUCGCUGAGAUCCUGGUUGAGACAGCGAGUGUAUUUAGGGGUAAGUUAGUCAGGAUGAAUCUAUGAGGGUACCCUGUUUACGGAUUUAGGGUUGUACUGGUAGGUUCGUUGAUAAUUGUGUGGAGAUUGAGUGGUAAUCUAGUUGGAUUGUCGGAUGGCGGGGUGUUAAGCAUAUCCCAUUGAGGUCACCAAGCAGUACAAACUCUGAGGAUAAAGUGGGGGGUGUGCAAUCAAUUCACAUAGUGGUGUCCAGGCUACAGCUGGGGGUCUUUAGCAAUGGCAACUGCUUAGAAGUAAUCAGUUUGCGGAAGUGAUGCUGAGACCAAGUGAAUCAACUCAAAAUUAGGAAGGAGGCUUCUUCACACUGCUAGAAAAUGCAGGGUUGGCGGAGUGUGCUAACGCAGUGAAUAACUCAAACUUAGGAAGGAGGCUUCUGAUGUUAAUGUGGUGCAGAAAACCAAGGCUUUUACGGUUACCGAAGUCAUUACAUGAUAGCUCCUGGGGAGUAGGAGUGAUACUGGGGGCUGCAGGGCCUGGGUUAGCCUCUACAUCACCAGAGGAACAGAGGAGGACUAGAAUAAGGAUACGGCUAAAGGCUUUAAGAACUGGUCUUCUAGUGCGUUGGGGUACAGAGAAUAAACGGGGCAGAUUUCCAGGCGUUGUAGAAAAGAUUCAGGGCAUUAUGUACAGACAAGGAUAUGGAAGGAUAUGAGUACAGUGGAGGUAAACCUAAGCGUUGGGUAAUAAUGAAAGAGAUAGCAUCACUGGAGGCACCGAUUGAGCCGGUCUCGGCGUGUAUGGGGGAUGGAACAAAGGAACUAUUUGAGGCAGUUUGAGAGGGACUUGGGGUUCUACAGUGAAAUUGUAUAAUAAGAACUAACUGGAACAGCAAUAGGCAAGGCAUAUUGACAUGGGAGAGAGGCAUAAAGCAAUCACAGGUGUUAUUAGAGAGAGCUAAGACAACAACUGGUAAUGGCGAUAAAGUUUGGGCUGAGGCUAAACAGAAUAAACAGGACAGGGUACCGUGUAAAGGAACAGUCCAGCAGGCAUCAGCUGUGCAGCUGAGUGAUCAUAAGGUCCAGUGAACAGCAAUAUGUGAGUCCGAGAGCAGUUCAAAUUGGUGCUUCAGCACAGCUAGCAGGGAGCACAGUUGUAGUUUGCGUGUGCUAGCGGGCCGGGGCUAGCAGAUGGAUCUUCGUGGUCGUCGCAACGGGAAGCCUGUUGAAACCACAGACGAUUACGUCGGCAGACCAGUCGUGAUGGAUCGGCAGGGCUCCGUGUCGACUCUAGGAUAAUAAGCUUUUUGUGCGUAUGGAACAUUUCUGGGAUCUUUUAUUUCAGCUCAUGAAACAUGGGACCAACACAUGUUGCUUUUAUAUUUUUGUUCAGUAAAUAUGCCUGAGCAUUAAUACAUGUUUUAUCAAACCACAAUUGAGUUUCACCUUGCAAGUUAUUCUGAAUAUGUGUAUGCAUUUUAUACUGAACUUCAUGCUGAGGGGAGGACGACUCAUAAUAAUGGCAGGAACGGAGCAAAUGGAAUCGCAUCAAACACCUGGAAACUAUGAGUUUGAUGUAUUUGAUACCAUUCCACCAAUUCCGCUGCAGUCAUUACCACGAGCACGUUCUCCCCAAUUAAGGUGCCACAAACCUCCUGUGAUGAAGAUGCUUCUUGCAUUGCCCUAUAGGCUAUGCUGUAUAUAUCCACAAGGUGAUGCUGUGGUAUCACUGUCUGAUUUAUCAAACGAACGCUGCACAAUAUUGUCCCCCCUGAACAUCUCAACUCAUGGAUUUAGCCUGGCCAAUGAUAUCCUACUUCUGGAUGGAUUGGGCCAAUGCCUGAGCUCAGAUUGGUGUUCAUGUUGGUGUGAGAAAGGGCGUGCUUUCCCUAUUUAAACCGGUUAUCCGAUACAGAUCACAACCAGACGUAGUACCUGUAACGGACAUUCUCACCGCACAUCCCCGCACCAGGUAAAUAUUGAUAGCUUUAGUAUACAAAUUAUUAGUAUACUUGUUAUAUCCCUCUAUGUGUUCGUUAGUUAAUGGAUGCCAUGAUAGCCGAAUAACGUUAUUCUGAUGGGCGGUGGUGUUAUUAUGCAAUUGUAAAAAAAAAAAAUCAGACGUUUUUAAAAUGUUUUUUUUUCAGACAGAAGGAAGGGACUGUCAGCGGGUUAUAUUUGAUUGUCAGUAAAGAGUAGGCUAUAGACUAUUUGUUAUUAUUAGGCUAUAUGAUUUAGUGUUAGGCUAUUUAAGGAUGUAUUUUGUUGCUGUGUUGACAGCUCUGCAAUGCAUGCAUUUAACCCACCUGCACCCACUACACAGCAUUCCGUUGUCAACUAGGCUAUUAAACGUGUCUGUGUUUCAUUAUUGUAUGCUUAGGUUAGGCUAAUUGUCAUCAUCAUGGCUAUAUAUCAUAGUUACAGGCCUUGGUGUGAUGUCAUGCCGAAUACAUUUUAAUGUUUUCAGUUGUCGCACUGUUACCUAAAGCCCAAUCAAUGCACGUGAUGCUGACGGCGCAAUGCCAUGCUUCUAGCCUAUAGUCUGCCUAUAGUUUGGCGGUUCAUCGGGGUGCGGUUUUAUGAUAAAAACAUGUUCUACCGGUGAGCUCAACAUGCCUUAACAUGACCGAUCCGUCAAAUUAGCAUAUUUUACUGCAGAUGGCGUUGACACCUAUCAAUUACUCCGUGCGUCUUGGAUAAAUUGGUCUGCUAAAAAAAAAAAUCUAACCCGUCAGACCCAGUUUUUGCACACACGGGCACCUAUAUAAGGUCUGCCUGCAAGCAGAUCAUGAAACUGUUUGUGAGUUCUUAGUUUGUGGAAGUAUAAACUCAGUAUUUGUUCAAAGAAAGCACCAGGAGGUGGUAUAUGAUACACCAUUGGCCCUUGCAUGUGAAAUCACACUGCAAUGUACACUUUCAAAUAGUAUGUUAACAUUUACAUUUACGUCAUUUAGCAAGAAUUGUAUUUGUGUUUGAAUGAGUAGGCUCGAGGUCUACACAGAUCUAAUAGACUAGUAAGUAGCACCUUAACAUCCUAAUGCAUGUAGGUUCAUUCAUUGCAUCCUUUCAUAGAUUUUGAGAAUGCCAUUUUGUGCAGCCUCUCUCUGAACCAGAAAGUACCAGUAUGCGUUCCUGUAUACUAGAACCAGUGCAUUGCAGCAGACCUGAGUGCUUGGGAAACUCUCAGUGAAACAUAACACCAUAAGAAUAGCUCUCUCUCUCACCUGGCUAUUUGUUCUCCUUUGUUAGAUGUUGAAUGGUAAAGUCGUGGGAGUGUGUUAGAUGGUGAAUGGUAAAGUCGUGGGAGUGUGUUAGAUGGUGAAUGGUAAAGUCUUGGGAGUGUGUUAGAUGGUGAAUGGUAAAGUCGUGGGAGUGUGUUAGAUGGUAAAGUCUUGGGAGUGUGUUAGAUGGUGAAUGGUAAAGUCUUGGGAGUGUGUUAGAUGGUGAAUGGUAAAGUCGUGGGAGUGUGUUAGAUGGUGAAUGGUAAAGUCGUGGGAGUGUGUUAGAUGGUGAAUGGUAAAGUCUUGGGAGUGUGUUAGAUGGUGAAUGGUAAAGUCGUGGGAGUGUGUUAGAUGGUGAAUGGUAAAGUCUUGGGAGUGUGUUAGAUGGUGAAUGGUAAAGUCUUGGGAGUGUGUUAGAUGGUGAAUGGUAAAGUCGUGGGAGUGUGUUAGAUGGUAAAGUCUUGGGAGUGUGUUAGAUGGUGAAUGGUAAAGUCUUGGGAGUGUGUUAGAUGGUGAAUGGUAAAGUCGUGGGAGUGUGUGUUGAUUCAAGUAACUGAAUUACAGAACUAGCUAGAGUAGUCUAUAUGGAUUAUACAGGUGUGGUGUGUGUGUGAGGUAAGGUGGGUGUGGCUGGACUUCACCUGCAUGCACUCACCUGUAUUCUAGAUUACAUAUUUGUCUAAGGACUCUCUCUCUCUCUCUCUCUCUCUCUCUCUCUUUCUCUCUCCCUCUCUUUCUCUCUCUCUCUCUCUCGACAUUUACAUUCUGACUCUUUCUCCCUCAGACAUCAUCUAAGAUGGGCGACAACAACCCAGUGAAGCAGGGAGUGGAGACCUUUGACAAGAAGUGUCUAAAGAAGACCAGUACAGCUGAGAAGAACACUCUGCCAACCAAGGAGGGUACGUUUCUCAUGUUCUGUCUCCUUCUUUCCUGUCUCCUAACCUAUCUCCUACCCUUAUUGCUCCUACUCCUAUUCCUGCCCCACCCCGUACCUGUCUCCCUCUCUGUUUGCAGUAGCUAAGUGCCUCCCACUCUAUUGCAACAGUAAGAGCUCUUUGUUCUUGUUCUUUGGCUGGUCAGGAGGAAAAAGUCAUAAAAUACACAAAGGUGUGCCCUUCUACUGUAGUGUUAGCAGUGUGUUAGUGCCCUUCUACUGUAGUGUUAGCAGUGUGUUAGUGCCCUUCUACUGUAGUGUUAGUAGUGUGUUAGUGCCCUUCUACUGUAGUGUUAGCAGUGUGUUAGUGCCCUUCUACUGUAGUGUUAGCAGUGUGUUAGUGCCCUUCUGCUGUAGUGUUAGUAGUGUGUUAGUGCCCUUCUACUGUAGUGUUAGCAGUGUGUUAGUGCCCUUCUAGUGUAGUGUUAGCAGUGUGUUAGUGCCCUUCUAGUGUAGUGUUAGCAGUGUGUUAGUGCCCUUCUACUGUAGUGUUAGCAGUGUGUUAGUGCCCUUCUACUGUAGUGUUAGUAGUGUGUUAGUGCCCUUCUGCUGUAGUGUUAGUAGUGUGUUAGUGCCCUUCUACUGUAGUGUUAGCAGUGUGUUAGUGCCCUUCUACUGUAGUGUUUCUCUUCAUUUAACUGUAUGUAAAGUAGAGGUUAAAUCUUCACAUGUGCAUCCAGGAACAGUACAACACUGUUGAGAAGAACAGUCUACUGUAGUGUUUCUCUUCAUUUGACUGUAUGUAAAGUAGAGGGUAAAUCUUCACAUGUGCAUCCAGGAACAGUACAACACUGUUGAGAAGAACAGUUACCGUAGGUCACAUCUGUACAGUUACGCCCAAUGCAUUCCAGUUAUCAAGUACACACUUGUCUGACUGCUAUCCAGCUGCUUUGCAGAACCGUGCUGCUCUUUUAGUGGCUCCGUGGCCUGGCGGCCAUCAGCUAUUACUGUGGUAUUGAAAACAUUAUGCUGAGUAGUCAUAUAAAACUGGUCUUUCUGGCCCUGUGCAUUGAGCUUGCAGUCCAGCCGCAGUGGAGAGGCAGUCUUAGUGCAGUUAGGGGAGGAAAGGCAUCCUUUUGGUGCAGAAAGGGUGUGGACUAAAGAGGGUUUAGUGCAGUCAAAGAGGGUGUCUAGAGGCAGCUUUUUAGUGCAGACAGGGAGUGUACAAGCCAGGGGUUUAGUGAAGAUCUAGAGAGGCCUUAGUUCAGACAGGGUGGACUAGACUGAAGCCUUAGUUCAGACAGGGUGGACUAGACUGAAGCCUUAGUUCAGACAGGGUGGACUAGACUGAAGCCUUAGUUCAGACAGGGUGGACUAGACUGAAGCCUUAGUUCAGACAGGGUGGACUAGACUGAAGCCUUAGUUCAGACAUGAUAAACUGAAGCCUUAGUUCAGACAGGGUGGACUAGACUGAAGCCUUAGUUCAGACAGGAUAGACUUAAGCCUUAGUUCAGACAGGAUAGACUGAAGCCUUAGUUCAGACAGGGUGGACUAGAUUGAAGCCUUAGUUCAGACAGGGUGGACUAGACUGAAGCCUUAGUUCAGACAGGGUGGACUAGACUGAAGCCUUAGUUCAGACAGGAUAGACUGAAGCCUUAGUUCAGACAGGAUAGACUGAAGCCUUAGUUCAGACAGGGUGGACUAGACUGAAGCCUUAGUUCAGACAGGAUAGACUGAAGCCUUAGUUCAGACAGGGUGGACUUGACUAAAGCCUUAGUUCAGACAGGGUGGACUAGACUGAAGCCUUAGUUCAGACAGGAUAGACUGAAGCCUUAGUUCAGACAGGGUGGACUUGACUGAAGCCUUAGUUCAGACAGGGUGGACUAGACUGAAGCCUUAGUUCAGACAUGAUAGACUGAAGCCUUAGUUCAGACAGGGUGGACUAGACUGAAGCCUUAGUUCAGACAGGAUAGACUGAAGCCUUAGUUCAGACAGGAUAGACUGAAGCCGUAGUUCAGAGGGAGUGAUGUGAGAGAGGAGCAGGAAGAGGGGAGUUGAGCUCUCACCAUGUCAGCAGCCUUAUCAACAUGAACUGAUCCUUAUCCCUGUCUUACAUACUCCCUGAUUCCUCCUUUCUCUGGUUGCGUCCCAAAUGGCACCCUUACCCCUACAUACUGCCCGGCUCUGGUCAAAAGUAAAGCACUUUAUAGGGAAUAUGGUGCCAUUUGGGAUGCAGGCUCUAUCUAUGCUGACCCAAUCCUAACCUGAGAUACCGCAUGCCCACUUCUCAAACUUCAUCAAUCAUGCAUUGAAGUCAGUGGGAGGGAGAUGAUUUGGGUGGAUAUUAAAGGUCCAACGCAGCCGUUUUUAUCUCAAUAUAAAAAUCAUUUCUGGGUAACAGUUAAAUACCUUACUGUGAUUGAAUUCUAUUAAAAUUGUCAAAAAUAGCUUCUUAGCUAAGAGCAAUUUCUCAACCAAUACUUUUUCUAGGACUGUCUGGGAGUGGUCUGAGUGGGGAGUGGAAAACAGACAAUUAGCUGUUAUUGGCAGAGAGGUUUGGAACUCUCUUUUCAUAUUGGUCUAUUAACUCAUUUACCACAUGGUGAUGUCACCGCGGAAGGUCAAAACUCCAUCCCACCAAAACAGGCUGACAUUUCAGAUGUUCUUUUCAAACAGCUCUUACACUAAAAUGGCAUUAUCAUAAUUUUCACAGUAUUAUCCCAACCUCAUAGUGUGGAAAAGUAUAUCAAUUGUUUGUAAGUAGCUGUGUGGUUAAAGGUAUGAUUUGGGUGUAUAUUUAAAAUUGCUCAUUGUAAGUAGCAGUGUGGGUAGAGGUGUGAUUGGGGGUGCAGUAGUAAGCAUCAUGCAGGUUCACUUCUCUGGAAACAUCAGCUGCAAUAACCCCCACCCCAGGACAGAGAACACUGCAAUGCAGGGAGGAACCUCUAGUAAAGAAAUGUAGACCCCCCGAUUUGAAGUAGGUUGGUUAGGCUUUCUAUUUUCAGUUCUCUAUUUACCAGGUAUUUACGUCAGUAUUACAUGCUAAUAAUAUUAAAAUGACAUGACAAUUACUCUGUUACCAUUUUCUAUUGUGUAGUCUUCCAUUUUAUUUCUUAAUGCACAAUAUCCCCAUAAAUACCUGACAAAUACCAGACAGGGCUGUACAGUGCAGUAUUACCAGCAGAUAUAUCAUAUAGCUUCACUCAAACCUCACACAGCGUCACACACCUCUUGAAGAUUUACAGUAGAAACCUGAGGAGAGAGUUAUUGAUAGCAGGAUAAAAGACACUUGACCAAUGACAGGAGGUUGUGCCAGCCAGGCUGAUAACGAGCCAAUGACAGGAGGUUGAGCCAGCCAGGUUGAUAACUAGCCAAUGACAGGAGGUUGAGCCAGCCAGGCUGAUAACUAGCCAAUGACAGGUUGAGCCAGCCAGACUGAUAACGAGCCAAUGACAGGAGAGGAACCAUCUGUCUCACAAGCUGCCUCUCAGCCAGCCCUCCUCCUUCUGAGAGUGGAUUCAUCCUGUCUUCUAUUGCCCAGUGACAGCUCAGGAUUUUAACAUUCAGUAUGAUGAUGUACUGCCAUUUUACAGUAUCUUCCAUUUUGGAUGGGUUGUGGUAUCCUAUUUUGAGUGUUUUGGAUUAGAUUUGGUGAUUAACAAAUAUAGGAUAGUUUGAUUACUCCAUCACAACAGUGUUCAAGACAUAGACUAAUCACUAACUUCUCUCUCUUUCUCUCGCAGAUAUCGAGCAGGAAAAGAAAGCUGAAGAGGGCUCCAAAUGA